AGAGCAUCUCUACCCAAUAAAUUCACACGCAAUAAUAUUUAUCCAGUUAACCAGUCUGGUCAGAAUACAUAGUGGACCUCUUUGAUCCUCUAUGUUUUCUCACCUUGUCACCGCUGCAAAGGGUCUUUUGACGCGACACAAUCCCGACGACCUGACCAAACCUACCGCAACCACUGAUAACGAACCAAAGAUGGUCACAACAAGACGGGGGAACAAGGCUGCUGCGGAAGCUCAACCCAAUGGCACAACGGUUGCGAAUGGGAAGGUGAACACUGGGAAAAAGGAUGGUCAGAGUAAUAAGCGCCGGAGAAGCGAAACUGAAGGUUCGGAAGAUGCGCAAGAUGAGUCGGAGGUAGAGGGGUCGGAAUCGAAGCAAGAACAGACAGCUCCUGAGAAGAAGGGUCACAUCAAAUUCGGUAGCGAAGAGCCUGAACUGCCGGAGGAGAUACCAACAGAAGAAGCCUCAGCCGACAACCAAGAAGACGAUGAUGAGAGCAGCGACGACGAUGCCCCGGAGGCUAUCGAUAACUCUGCGCAAUUGUCAAAGAUUAAGCUGGAGGCCCAGAAACAAGAAAAAAUUAGACAGAGGGAAGAGCAAUUGAAGAAGCAAAGGCGGAAACAACUGGAUGAGCAACGCAAAGCCCAGGCGAAGUUGGCUGCGAAAAAGAAAGAGACAGAGGAUGCACAAUCGGAAAGCUCUGGAACUCUCCAAGGCUCAACAACUCAAGACACACGACGAACCGCUCUUCCCGCUUUGCUUCCUGAUGAAAUCCUCAAUGCCGCGCCUGCCACAAGACCCCCGACACCUCCAAUCGAUGACUUCGAACCGGCACAGAAAAAACCCAACAAAUUGAAGUUCCUCGAUAAGAAGGAGAAGCGUCCCAAGGAUGUAAAAAUGGGUGACACUUCGAUUCGGGUACUCGACGAGGGUCCUUCUCGGAAGAAGGUGAAAACCGCACUGGCACCAAAGGCUUCGAAGUCUGGUCGCAACGUGAAAGAUACUUGGCUUAACAAGAGCCACAGUACCGCAAGUGUUAACGGUUUAAGAAGGGCCGCAGGUGGUUCGUCUGGCUUUGUGCGCAGAUAGAGUUUAUCUGGAUUCUGUUCCGUCUAUGUGAUGGCUGUGAUGAUCGGACGAACUCACCAGUUCGUCUUCACAUUGGGUGAUUGCAAUUCGACCAUGCUCUUAAUACCCGGGCAGUCAUCCACAUACGUAUUGAGCAUGUCGCAAUGGAUCAACGGCUUAGGUUCAUUGCGAACAACCAUUUAGGCUUUCGGGUCUCAUGACUGCCGGGCCUAGAUUCAUGGGCUACAGACUUAAUGUUCAGCUCCCUAUUUGAGGAUUCAAUUCCCUUUAUCGUACUUGUCGUGCUGCAUAAAAAUGUGGGAGGUUUGAUGUACAGAGCAUGUCUUUGAUUGGUGUUAAGGCGCUGGAAAAUCGGGUUUCAUUCUUAUCUCUUAGGACCAGCAAAUACAUUUAAAUCCAUUGUAUACCCUAGUAGAGAACAAUUGACUGUUAUCAUCGUUGUAUUUCUUUUGGUUGUAUAGACAUUGUUGUGUAAUCUGGAUU
Messenger RNA from Aspergillus glaucus CBS 516.65, 1570 nucleotides. RefSeq lists its product as uncharacterized. Gene Ontology annotation, molecular function: snoRNA binding. NCBI's taxonomy places the organism in Eukaryota, Fungi, Ascomycota, Eurotiomycetes, Eurotiales, Aspergillaceae. The record is from RefSeq and is a predicted model, not a curated record. Gene Ontology annotation, biological process: rRNA processing. The transcript has 2 exons. Bases 92 to 1087 code for a protein of 331 amino acids.